Messenger RNA from Phragmites australis (common reed), 2917 nucleotides. RefSeq lists its product as uncharacterized. Gene Ontology annotation, molecular function: zinc ion binding; nucleic acid binding. Bases 1 to 2577 code for a protein of 858 amino acids. NCBI's taxonomy places the organism in Eukaryota, Viridiplantae, Streptophyta, Magnoliopsida, Poales, Poaceae. The record is from RefSeq and is a predicted model, not a curated record. The transcript is spliced from 5 exons.
AUGUCCGCUCUCGCCGGCCUCUCCUCGCCCACAGCGGCGUCGAUGCCUUGGCGGGGCACCGAACUGCAGCCGCGCAUCGAGCCUCGGCGAAGCGACGAGCCCCCGGCGGCGCGUCGAUGCCGUGGCGAGGAGUGGAGGCACUCGCUGCUCCUGCUCCUGCUCCUGAUCUGCUCGCACCAGUGCCUGUUCGUUUCCACCGCCACUAUCGCCGCUCCUGCAUGUGGGCUGCAGGCGGGGCUCCUGGUCCAACUGCCCGCCGCCGCUUCUUGUCCUCCACCACUUUUGGUCCUGGAGCCUAGCGACCCGGUCCGCUCUUUUUGCCUUGGUCUCCUCUCCUCCACGGCCUUUCAUCUCGCCCUUCCAUUUGCCAGGAUUAGGCAGCUCCGAGGUUGCAGUGAUGGACCAACCGCAGCGCCCGUGUGGUUCGCCGACGACGACCCACGGCCGGCCGUGACCGACUGGUGGCAGUGGACAAAGCGAGAGAGCAUCAUUUGCAGCCUGGAAGGAAGGCUCGGAAGCAUUAGUUGUGUCGUGGGCUCGUGGCUCCCAUUUUCUCUCUCUGCUUCAACCUUUUCCAUUCAUGCUGGUUUCUCCGCCCGAUGGAGACGAGGAUUCUCGCAUCAGCAGAGGCGUCGGGAUCUCUCCCGGGGCUCGCCAAGUCGCCGUGGCCUCCUCUUCGCUCGUGUUGAGGACGAAGAACUGCUCAGCCCAUGGGCUGAAUAUACACGUCACGAAUCGCCGCGCAGCCCAAAGCUAAAGGCCCCCCCGCCGUGGAGGUCUCCGCCCAACCUGCUGCCACCCCCUCCCUACCCCCAACGCCAGCACGCCGCCGGCGAGCCGUCGGCGAUGGGCUACAACCAGGGCCUGCCUCCCCACGGCUCCUCCUGGCCGCCGCAGACGUCCUACUACGACCCGUGCUCCUACGCCUACGCCUACGCCCACCACGACGCCGCCGCUGCCGCAUCUGCGCCACCCUACUACCACCAGCUGCCCCCUCCGGGCACCGAGCGCGCCGCUCCGCCCACCGCCUCCUCCUCCUUCUCCUUGUCUGCCGCGGAUGCAUCGUACCACGCGGUUGGCGGAGGGACGAACCCUUCCGCCGUCGCCGCGCCGUCGCAGCCGACCAGCUUCGCCGCCUCGAUGGGGGCGCCCGAGCGCGGCGUGGGACACCAGCCCUACUACGCCCCGCUGUACCCGCCGGCGCAGCGUCGCGCCGCGGUUGGUGGUAUACGGGCACUGUGGGAUCCAAGCGUAGGUGUUGAGCCUUCACAUGGUGGGGGCAGAGGUCAAGGAAGCUCUGUGCAUCAUCCUCCUAUGUCGAUUGUAGGAGUUCCUUCACUACGCGGUAGAGGGAGAGGACGAGGAAGAGGGCGUGGCAGAAGUGGUAGGCAGUUUGCAAUUCGUGCACCUGCUGGAUCAUCUGCAGCAGCACAGGUACAAGAUGCAGUGCAAGUUAAAACUGCCAAUAUAGCACGGGGUCCUGUCCUUCCAGCUGCUUGGUGUGAUAUAUGUCGAGUUGAAUGUAAUAGCAAGGAAAUUCUUGAGAAGCACGAGAAUGGAAAGAGACAUAAGCGGACUGUGCAGAGAAUGCAAGAUAUGGCUCAGAUGCAAGGUAUGACUCCAGUUAUACCUGGCAUGGUCAAGCCAGCGUCUCAAGUUGGUGGGUUACCUGCAACCUCUACUCAGUUGGCUGAAGUAAAAGGCUCCUCUACUGUGCUGCAUAUGGUCCCAGCUCUGGGUUCAUCCAGCCUUGGUGGUGGCGAGCACAAAUACUUGGCUCCUGAAAAUGUUAUACCUACAGUUGCCGGAGUACUAGUUUCUGAAGCAACAGGCAAUUCUUCGCUGCAAAAUACAGUGCCUGCUACAACAGCAGUUGGUCACAGUGUUGAAGCACAGGUAGAAUUGCAUGAGCCUUCAAAUGAGAUGAAAGAUGGCAGUGAAGCUCCACCUUCUUAUACAACAGGUCCAUCAGAUACACAAUUUGUGGAAGCAAGGAUGGAUAGCAACGGCAACAGGAAUGGUUCAAAGCGAAAGAUGACAGGAGCUGACCGUGGUGUAAAGAAGUUUAGAGCGUCCCAAGCCCCACGCCGAAGGCAUGAGAGAGUAAGGGAGCAGCCGUUAGUCUGCACUCUUUGCAAUGUGACAUGUGAUACAAGAGCGGUAUUUGACAUCCAUCUGGGUGGCAAAAAGCAUCAGUCAUGGCUCAAGCGUUCGCAAGGCCCAGACACAGUGUUCGGUCCCUUGGUUAUGUAUAUUCAUCCAAACCAGCCCGUAGCGCAUACAACAGAAGCUCCAGAGCCACUGUAUUAUGGCCUUAAGACUCGCGACAUGGUUAAGCAGGACGCUUAUCUGCUUGGUGCGAUGCAACACACAUUUCCUGUUGUUCCACAGGCUGGUCAAACCAUGACGGCUACUGAAAGUGCUCAAGCAACGUCAGAUGCAACCUAUGCUGUGCAACCUAUGGCUGGGGCAAUGGAUGCUGCUGAGAAGUCUGGCCCUGGAAUCAAGCAGGUUGGCGAUGGCGGACCAGUAACUGCAUCAUUGGGUACUGCCACUGUGGAAGCUGAUGCAAAAUAGGCACCUGCCCCUGCCAACUCUGUCGAUAGUCGAUACUGCCUUACAAGUUCCAAUGCGUUUUGAUGGACAGCAGUCGGCGUGCCUGAGAUGUCAAGUUCUCAGUCUUCUUCCUAGUUUCUGCAAGUUUCCAUGCCUCCAUGGACUCAGGAAAAAUGAACACGAGACCCCUUCUUACACGUCUUACUGAGUUUCUGAUUGUAUAUAAUACUGAGCAAUCUGAAGAACAAUUUGGUGGCAUAGCCUUGUGUUGUCCAUGGUGCAUGGCUGCCCGGUUUGAGUGGUCUGGACGUCAACGGUGUGAAUAAAAGUUUCCACGAACGUUCAAAUCCAUUACUUAUUA